Molecule: messenger RNA, 1432 nt
Organism: Cydia fagiglandana
Lineage: Eukaryota; Metazoa; Arthropoda; Insecta; Lepidoptera; Tortricidae
Exons: 4
Coding region: 172-1182 (336 amino acids)
Source: RefSeq, a predicted model, not a curated record
AAAAGUGUCAAAACAAAACGGGCGUGUGUGUCUUGCUUGCCGCUUGCCGAGCCCAAUUUGUUUAAUAAUAGUAAUAGAUGUGUACAAAUUGCUAGGAAAAGUAGCUAUCUCAUAAAAUUAAGAGUAUUUCACAAGUUAAAUAUAACAACUAUCAAAUACAUUAUUUGCAAAAUGAGAGACCCUUCAUCAGAUAAAGCUGCGUCUGCAAUGCAAGAAUCUUCGAUGGUUGAGGCAAUCGGCGGAGAGACACCAGCGGCUCUACCUGGUCUUGACUAUGAAAUAGAAGCUAUAUUACAAGUACCCGAAGUAGAAGAAUCUCCAUUUGGCCAAUAUGUAAAGGACUGUCCAGUAUGCAAAAGUGCCGUACGUUGUUACUUCAUGAACUUCAACGAAAAAGUAGUCAUGUGUGAGAACACUACAUGCUCGUGGCCUUUCGGUUACGAAGAGCCUCAAUGCUUGAAACAUGACGAGGCCCUCUCUGUUGAUGAAGAAGUUGAGAGUCUCAAGGUCAUGACAUACGGCCCUAUGCCCCCUUCUGAGUCAAUUAUAUCGACAAUGGCUUGGUCAGAAAUGGACAGGUCUAACAAAGGUCUGGACUCGGAGGAACCUGGUAGCACUCCAACGUACCAGAGUGAUGCAGCCAGGGAUGCCAAGUUGCAAGAGAUCUUGAAGCAGAAUGAGGCAGAUCUACAGACAAAGAAGAACCUUCAAGACAUUAAGAAGUUGAAUGUGCAGCUCCAAAAAACAUACGAAGAAGAAGACGAAAUAUCAUGUAUCCGCAACGAAAAGUGGAUCAAACAUCUCAACACCUUGCAAAACAUGUCCGGAAAACGACUCCUGCGGAAAGAAGAGAUGGCAUUACUUAAACAAAAAGAACCUCAGCGUCUAACUAUGAACAUAAAUGUGGAGAAUACUGCGAUCAUUAUCAAUUUAGCUCCUUCAACGGCAACGGAGCCAUUCUGUACAAUGGGAUCAACUGCCCCAAAAGAACCAAAUGCUUCAGCGGAACUAAGUACAAAGGAUGCAACACAAUCAACUGUUAUGAAGGAAUCAACUGUUAUAGAACCAACUGCCCAACUAUCAGCUGCCCUAGAAUCAACUGUCACAGAAUUAACUACAUUAAAAGAAGUAUCUGAUAUAGAUGAACCAGUCAGGAUAGAAGACAAAGUUACAGAUCCAUAGAGAACGCUGAAGCCAGGUUUUGAAUAUGGUACGGCAAAUAGAAACAAGUGAAUGUGCUCCAGAUUUGAUAUCUAAUCUGUUAUAAUAAGGAGUGUAAAUUCAGGAAAUAAGGACACAACAGUUAUGGCGCGCUGCACGAAAUUUGCGACAGAAGAUUUUUGCUCAUCAGAUCCCCAUGCUAUAUCUAUAUAACUAGAUUAACUGGCUAUUUUAUAUACUGAAAUUAUACUGCUAUGGUAUGCAGGGUAAA